This is a messenger RNA of Trichophyton benhamiae CBS 112371, 906 nucleotides long. Its product is annotated as Rho-associated protein kinase, putative. Gene Ontology annotation, molecular function: protein kinase activity; ATP binding. Lineage: Eukaryota; Fungi; Ascomycota; Eurotiomycetes; Onygenales; Arthrodermataceae. The coding region runs from base 1 to 906 and encodes 301 amino acids. The transcript has a single exon. The record is from RefSeq and is a predicted model, not a curated record. Gene Ontology annotation, biological process: protein phosphorylation.
AUGCCAGGGCUGAAUCUCACGUACGAGUACUUCUGCGAGGUUGUUGGCCAACUCACUCGCCAUUCCUCGUCACCAGUAACCCCUGAAAACCUCAACCCUUUGAUCCAACGGGUCCUGACCCAGUUUGCUGGUUCUACCAUCUACGGAGUUGGAGGACACUCCGUCCUUAUAUCCAUUGCAAACAACAUCGGCGUUAAAAUCUCGUACACCCCAGGCGGGGAACACUUGCUCCACGAGCAGUCUGUUUUCCAGCUCAUUGCUUCAGAGCCAUGCAAGCAUAUAGCCCACUCCCUGUUCACCGGGCCAGACGUGAUAUUUAUGGAGCUAUUUCCAAAUGGCACCCUCUACGACCGCCUAUGGAAAGCCGACAAACCUUACCCUGUGCUACAAUGGAUGCAGCAGCUCUGUGAUGCCGCAGCCUGUCUGGAAUCAGUAGGAUAUGCACACGGAGAUAUCAACCCACGAAACAUCCUCUUUGAUGACCAAGACCAGAUUCGACUUAUCGACUAUGACUAUGCACUCAAGGUUGGAGAGACCGUAGAAGUGGGAUUUGAGCCAUAUGUUCGUCACCGCAAGGAGGAUUAUGGGAUAGCUGGGCCGGAUACAGAGCAGUUUGCUCUGGGCUCUGUGUUUUGGUUCAUGAGUCGAGGGACUGAGCUGUAUGCGGAUAUAGACGGUGCGGAAAGGGUCAACAGGCUUAUAGGCUGUAAAUUCCCGGAGCUAAAUGUCGAAAGUGACCCGAUCGAUGCAAUCAUUUACGACUGCUGGCAUGGGAAGUUUGAGUCCAUCGCAGCCCUAGCACGGCGCGUCCAACAGACUGUCCUCGACGAGAGUCUGAAGGGGAAGCGGAAGAUGUGCGAGGAGAGCUACAGCCGUAUCAGUGCUUGCUUGGAGAGCGCCUCCUGA